Trichoplusia ni (cabbage looper) is the source of this 961-nucleotide messenger RNA. Its product is annotated as ras-related protein Rab-24-like. Gene Ontology annotation, molecular function: GTP binding; GTPase activity. Lineage: Eukaryota; Metazoa; Arthropoda; Insecta; Lepidoptera; Noctuidae. The transcript has 5 exons. The record is from RefSeq and is a predicted model, not a curated record. The coding region runs from base 261 to 875 and encodes 204 amino acids.
ACUGUCAAGUGCAAAAAAAACGUCGGAUAAAUAUUUACAUGAUUGUUUGCACUUUGCAAUUCAUUGUCAAUACGAAUCGCCUUGAAUUGGUACUAUUUAAUUAGUUUUAAACAUAAAACUAUUUUUUAAUAGAAUUUAACUCUAAGCUAUCUCGUAGUGCAUAAGUUUUUAAUUAAAUAAAAUUAAUGUGAAUGUCUGGGGUUUUCCCAAACUUACGAUCGUUGCAAAUUAAAAAAGAAGUCGCGUGAUUACUUUUUAAAAUGAGUAGAUGUGAUUUCAAAGUAGUGUUGUUAGGCAGUGAACAUGUCGGGAAGACAAGUUUGGUUCUCAGAUUUGUUCAUUGCAGGUUUAAUGCAGAUAUUCCUUAUCAGAAUACAGUGGGGGCAGCAUUUUGUGCGAAAACUAUGCAAUCAAAUGGCAAAGACUUCAACAUUGGCAUCUGGGAUACAGCUGGCAGUGAACGAUAUGACUCCCUAACCAAGAUAUAUUAUAGAGGAGCCCACGCGGCCAUCAUAUGCUAUGAACCUUCGUCCACUCACUCCUGGACUAGACUACGGCACUGGCUGCAGGAGCUACGAUGUGUUGAGGAGAACUGCAAAGUGUACCUAUGUGGUACAAAGAAGGAUCUUCUGGACUCCGGUCAUAUCACCCGAGCGGUUGACGAGGAUCUUGUGGCGACGUACGCGCAGGGGCUGAGCGGGCACUUCUUCACAAGUAGCAAGACAGGCGAGAAUGUCGAUGAACUAUUCCAAAAGAUAGUAGACGAUUGCGCAGCUGAUGUCGAAAUUAUGAAAAACGUGGAAGUCAUGAGGCUACAGAUACAGAAAGAAGAAGAGGCAUACAGAGCGAGAAGCAAACAGUACUGUUUCUGUUGAACAGAAGAUACAUCAAAAGAUUUUUAUAGAUAAGUGAUAAUAAUAAUAAUAUUCCACAACGUUCACACAACGCCGUCUAGUCUCAA